CGGAGGAAAUAGACUCGCCUCUUUUUUUCUUGCCCCGUGUCCUGGUGUUGAAAGUGAUUUGGUGUUUUAGCAAUGACAUAAACAAGUGUAAGAGCAGAUGGUGAGGGUGUCUUUUAAAACGACUAGGGUGUCAUUAAUGAUACACUUUUGAACUCGUUCGAAGUGUAGGCAAUAUUACAGCUCUUGUUCUGGGGGAUGGUUUCGAUUUGUUUCUUUCGACAAACGUCGUCCUUGACAGAAAAUGUAGACAUGUCAAAGUUGGAGUUCGGUGAGAAAUAGCGAUGCUAUCAUUAUAGGAAACUGAUAUCACGCAGACAUCCGGAAACGCAUCCACGCGCCACGGUUUUCUAGCAUGAUGUCAACAUGCUUUAACAAUACAAAGGACUCCUUCAAGGACCUCGAUUGAGAUGCCGUAUAUGCGCGCUUGUCAUGGGUGCGUCGACGCGGUUAAUUUGCUCUGCUCCAUACGGUUUUGGACUGCGUUUAUGGAAUGAGACAAUCUGGAAUUAUUAAAUAGCCUGCAUUGAUACAUAUUCCGACAAUAUGGCUGAUCAGAGUAACAUCCAGUCUGCUGCUUCCAAAAGCAUCCGGCCAUUCAAGUCCAGCGAGGAAUACCUGUAUGCCAUGAAAGAGGAUCUGGCCGAGUGGUUUAACACGCUGUAUGACCUGGAUAUAACUGCGGACACCUUUAUGGAAGGGCUGGAGACUGGCUGUGCCCUCUGUCGGCAUGCCAACAACGUGAAUCGCGCAGCGCUGGACUUUCAACUGGAGUACCCAGAGGCUGCACAGUCAUUGAGGAUGCCAACCAAGGAUGUGGUCUUUCAGUCAAGAAACGUGGUUCCUGGCUCGUUUUUGGCUCGGGACAACGUGUCCAAUUUCAUCGGCUGGUGUCGUCAGGAACUGUGGAUCAAGGAUGUUCUCAUGUUCGAGACCAACGACAUAGUGGAGAAAUGCAACGAGAAGAACUUUGUGCUAUGCCUGCUGGAGGUGGCGAGGCGUGGUGCUAAGUUCGGCAUGCUGGCCCCGAUGCUGAUCCAGCUGGAGGAGGAGAUCGAUGAGGAGAUCCGGGACCAGGAGAACCUGGGGGAGCCCAACCCAAGCCUGCUUCCAAUAAGCAGGGCUUUCGUUAGGAAAGAGAGUGUGGUGGAUGAACCCGAGCCUGCCCCCUAUGAACAUUGGCAACAGAAACAGAGGGUGCUGUGUGACAUGAGAAACUUAGAUGAGUUGAACUGACCUUGUCUGGAUCAUAGUGGCAUUGAGGCAGGCCAGUCAAUGCUGGCCCAUAUCCGGACUAAAUGGACCACUAAAUGAACUGAAAUCCUACUUUUGUACAACUGGAGGGGUUUUGAUCUAAUAACAGUCAACAAAGCCAGCCACUGAAUAUCCACUAACCCUCAAGGCAUCAUGGGUCAUCCACAACCUUAGUCACCGGUAUUCUCUGCAUUGCACUUGCCUCGGCCUUCCCAUACUCUUGUAUUUCCAAUAUAGAUGCUUCCCAGGAGAUUGGUCUCUGUGUAAUUACUGGAAACGUCAUGAGAGCUAGAUGGGGAGGGAGAGAAAGUAAGUUGAAGGGCUUAGUGAUAUUAUCAUUGGUCCACAGCUGUGUCACCUGCCGUGUUUCCAGUGUGCAGAGCAGUCAGUCAUGCAGCCACGGCUGUUUUCCUGCAUUGUGCUGGCCUUGUGGUGUGUCAGGAGGUUGGCCCUCUUGCUUUCUUUUUCAUGUCUCUCUCUCUCUCGUAAGUCUUUUACUUUGAAUAAAGGGAAUUUUCAUUUAAAGCUCUAA
Molecule: messenger RNA, 1783 nt
Organism: Salvelinus namaycush (lake trout)
Lineage: Eukaryota; Metazoa; Chordata; Actinopteri; Salmoniformes; Salmonidae
Product: GAS2-like protein 2A
Exons: 3
Coding region: 544-1233 (229 amino acids)
Biological process (GO): protein localization to microtubule plus-end; actin crosslink formation; regulation of microtubule polymerization or depolymerization
Cellular component (GO): actin filament; cytoplasm; microtubule plus-end
Molecular function (GO): cytoskeletal adaptor activity; actin filament binding; microtubule binding
Source: RefSeq, a predicted model, not a curated record